AUGGCUUCCAACCCAAACCUUCCAAUGGCACAGUUCCACCUGGCUGGCUGUUAUCACAACGAAGUCGGGGUCGACCAAGACUACACCAAGGCCGUCGAGCUGUAUCGCAGUCUUGCAGAUCGCGGAAUCCCUCAGGCUCAGAUCGCCCUCGGUCGCUGCUAUGAGAAUGGUGAAGGUGUCGAUCAAGAUUACAACGCAGCCAUCGAGUGGUAUUCCAAGGCCGCAGAUCAAGGCAGCGAAGACAGUCGACUCCACAUCGUGUUCCUCCGUGGAUGGUUCUCAUUCAUCGGCCACGGUGUCGAACAGAGCGAUGUCGAUGCCUUCCACCACUGGCAGGAAGUCAGCACCGAGUCCGUCGAUCCAGUCAUCAAGCCCAUUGCCACCCACAUGCUUGGCUGGAUGCAUUAUCUCGGCCGGGGCACCGUGCGAGAUGAGUCGAGAGGCAUCAAGCUCAUCCGAGAAAACAAGUCAGACCGGUUCCCACUCGGCGAAGACGAGUGUCUGGCUGGAUACGAUGCUUCUAGACCCAUUACAUCUGCUUCUCGCCGCUUUUAUCAGCUGUGCGAGUUGGGAUGCGAUCGAAAUUGGUUGUGCAGACACCUGGUGGCCAUAUGUUUGAUCAAUGGAUUCGGAGCCGCCAAGGACGAAGCAAAGGCAGCGGGCAUCUUUGAGCAACUCGCUCGCGACGGCCACAGCGAUAGUCAAUUCUGGAUAGGUGAAUGUUACGAUCGUGGCCUUGGAGUCCUCGUGAACGAAUCGACGAGCUUGCAUUGGUCGAGCGAGGCGGCAAGCCAAGGUAACUCGUAUGGGCAGUGGACUGUUGGCUACUCUUGCCUCAACGAAUCCGGUUCCAACGAAGCCCGCACCAGGGCCGCCGCGUGGUGGAAAAAGUCAUCCGAGCAGGGCAAUCGCUAUGGGCAGUGCUGGCUUGGCGUCUGCUACUCGAAUGGCUACGGCGUCACCAAAAACAUCGACACUGCCGUCAAUUGGUUCCGCAAGUCCGCAGACAAUGGUCAUCGUUGGGCCAUCGAAAAUCUCAGGAGACUCGGUCAAUGGCCUUGA
Messenger RNA from Polychytrium aggregatum, 1062 nucleotides. RefSeq lists its product as uncharacterized. The coding region runs from base 1 to 1062 and encodes 353 amino acids. Gene Ontology annotation, molecular function: protein binding. NCBI's taxonomy places the organism in Eukaryota, Fungi, Chytridiomycota, Chytridiomycetes, Polychytriales. The transcript has a single exon. The record is from RefSeq and is a predicted model, not a curated record.